Messenger RNA from Alosa sapidissima (American shad), 1107 nucleotides. RefSeq names its product CMRF35-like molecule 5. The record is from RefSeq and is a predicted model, not a curated record. Bases 132 to 1100 code for a protein of 322 amino acids. NCBI's taxonomy places the organism in Eukaryota, Metazoa, Chordata, Actinopteri, Clupeiformes, Clupeidae. The transcript is spliced from 8 exons.
GGCUUGACAGAGGAGGAAGGAGGAGAGCUGUUGCCAAAGCCACGACUCACGAGUGUGGGAACGACAUGAGCAGACGACAACGGCAGGAGCCGACAAUGUUGAUGAUAUAACCAGGGAAUACACUCAUAGCCAUGAAGAACAUGUUAAUCAUCACCUGUGCUUUCCUCGUUGGUGCCCAAAUGGAAUCGUCAGUGCAUACAGUGAAAGGUCACAUUGGAGGGAAGGCUGUGAUUGAGUGUCCAUACCCACCAGGCUGCGAACACCGCCAGAAGUACGUCUGCCGUGGCGACUGUCCACCUGGCAACAAAGACAUCCCAGUGCAGACCGCAGUCAGCCAGGUCUGGGCUAAAACAGGCAGGUUCUCUCUCCACGAUAAUGCCACAGCCAGAGUCUUCACCGUCACCAUUACUGGGCUGACAGCUAAGGAUUCUGGGAAGUACUGGUGUGCCGUGCAGUUUCCCUGGUAUAAUAGUGAUCUCUACACAGAGCUCAGGAUUGACAUUGGACCAGCACCUGUGACAACUCUCAGUCCCGCAAUAAUCACAGGGGCCUCCACUGUACUAACAUUCUCACCUGGUAAAAACAUCUCGAGUGUAGCACCGUUGGUGAGAACGGGUACGACAACGAACACCAUUUCUGUUGUGUGUAGUGUUGCCGUGGUGAUUGUUGUCCUGCUAAGCAUGCUGGGAGUUUUGAUCUAUUUCAGAAAAGCAAAACACAAAAGAACAGAAACUACAGAUGCCGUAUUCUUGUAUACAAGUGGCUGCUCCAGUUCCAACAUCUACGUAGAGACAGGGGGUUCUGCAGUGGAAAUGGGCCACAGUGUUCCAACAGUCAUCCAACAGCAUCAGAAUCCCACCACCACCUCCUCCUCCAUCACCACCACCUCCUCACCCUCCUCCUCCUCCUCCACCGUCCCUUCUGCUCCACCUCAGGUCUAUGAGGUGCCUGAGUCACUGUACCAAAGAAUGGCUCCGCUUGCGUGUGGGAAGAUCCCUGUGCCCAGAGACAGCAGCCCGUCUGCCAGGACCGCGGAUGGUGCAGAAUACAUGUCAAUGCAGGACUGUGCCAGGGCCGCGGAUGGGGCAGAGUACACUUAGUCAUUUA